AUGCCAGAACAUGCCAAUUUGGAUGGUGCAAAUAAAAAUUUGGAAAACCAGCUGAGCGCAUCUUUAAAUACUGCCAACAUAUCGCAGGUUGAGGGUAAUACAAAAUCUCGAGCCGUAGGAGAGACGGAUGUACAGAACAACAUUGGUGACGAUGAACUGGACUUGGCCGAAAGAUUAGGGGAUGCUCAUUUAAAUAUUUUACCUACGAAAAAGAUGAUUGUGUGUCUUGCAACAAUGUCUCUAGGAUUAUUUAUAUCUUUUGUUGAUCAAACUGGUAUAACUAUUGCAUUACCACAUAUUGCAAAGGAUUUGAAUGCAGAAACUACUAUUAAUUGGGCAGGUACGUCGUCGCUUUUAGCUAACUGUGUAUGUCAGGUGUUGAUAGGUAGAUUUGCCGAUAUAUUUGGAAGAAAGACAGUAUUGUUGUAUUCUUUCUUUCUUUUGGCCGUAGCUGAUUUGGCUUGUGGGCUUGCUAAAACAGGGGUGCAAUUUUUUAUCUUUAGGGCAUGUUGUGGUAUAGCUAAUGGAGGAAUUCAACUGUUAACCAAUAUUAUAAUUUCCGAUAUCGUUGUACUAAAGAAGCGUGCUAAGUACUAUGGGAUUCUUUCAAGUAGUAUUGGAUUAGCUAACUGCACUGGUCCAUUAAUUUUAGCCGGUUUUAUAAAAGGUUCGAGUUGGAGAACAUUUUAUUACAUUAUGCCAGCCAUAUGCUUUUUAGUUGCCUUAAUAAUCUACUUUGUUGUUAAUAAAAAUAGAAACGAUAAACAGGAAGUAUUAUCUAGAAGAGAGAAGUUCAAGAAGAUUGAUUAUUUGGGGUUCAUUUUCAGUUCCGCUGGUUUAGUUCUCUUGCUUAUACCAAUUAGUGGAGGUGGAUCAACAUAUAAAUGGAAUAGUGGUCUCAUUAUUGCCAUGUUUAUCGUAGGGGGGUUAUGCUUGAUUGGGUUUUUGUUAAUUGAAUGGAAGAUUCCUAGGUUACCGAUGAUACCAUUAGGAUUGUUCAAGUCCGGACUGUUGUCGUUAGUUUUAUCAACCAACUUCUUAUAUGGUAUGACAUAUUAUUCAUUCACGUAUUAUGUUCCUUACUAUUUUCAAAUUGUUAGAGGAUACGAUUCAAUAAUGGCUUCAGUAUUAUUAAUACCUUUGGUAUUAACGCAAGCCAUUACUUCGAUUAUAAGUGGUCAAAUAAUCUCUUACACUGGUCAUUACAAGCAUGUAAUUUUAUUCGGUUAUGGAAGCUGGGUUUUGAGUUGCGGUUUGCUAUUAUUAUGGAGUGAAACCAUCAAUAUAGGGGUCGUCAUUGUUGUCCUCCUCAUUAUGGGGGUAGGGCUUGGGUUUACCUUCCAGCCAUGCAUGGUGGCCGCUCAGGCACAAGCCAGAAAGUCAGAAAGGGCGGUUGUUAUAGGUACUAGAAAUGUUAUUAGAUCGUUUGGAGGUGCUAUUGGAAUUGCAAUGGGAUCAUUGAUUGUUAGUAACACUUUAUUGAAGGAAAUUAAUGAAGCAUUAGUACAUAAAGAGAAAUAUGGAAAUGUUCCCACCGACUAUUUAAAUUACUUGAAGUUGCAUAUUUAUACCAGGAUUGAGGUUACAGGCUUAAACGAAGAACAAGUCAAAGUUAUCGAAGCUAUGUAUAUGAAAUCACUCAUGAAUUACUUCUACUUAGGCAUUCCCUUGAUUGGAAUCUGCUUCAUCAGUUCAUUCUUCUUAAAAGAUAGAGGAGUGCAAUGCAUUGAUGAACAACCAGAACCAAAGGACAAAGAAAAGAAUAUAACAAGUAAAUAG
Debaryomyces tyrocola is the source of this 1779-nucleotide messenger RNA. The record is from the annotation of a GenBank genome assembly. Lineage: Eukaryota; Fungi; Ascomycota; Pichiomycetes; Serinales; Debaryomycetaceae.